Gongylonema pulchrum is the source of this 426-nucleotide messenger RNA. Lineage: Eukaryota; Metazoa; Nematoda; Chromadorea; Rhabditida; Gongylonematidae. The record is from the annotation of a GenBank genome assembly.
AUGAUAGGGCGAACGGUGCUCCGGACGCUCCCGGACAUCGGGUUAAUCCGGAGUUCCCGCUUCCUCCUCUUUCUUUCUGCUAUCGCUAUAUUUCUGUUGGAGUUCGCGGCAGGCACGACUGCUGUUAGCAAGAACGCGCCAUUUCCAGCGCAAGAACAAUUCAUCCUCGACGGCCUCGCUAAACUUUGCGCAGCAAAAUGCCCUGAUUUUUGUAAGGAUCCAGAAUCGCUGGAAUGCUCCGAGCUAACGCUCGAUCCAUGCGGCUGCUGCAUGGUAUGCUUGCGGAAUGUGGGAGAACCGUGUGGUGCGGCAGUCGGUUCCUGCCGAUAUCCGGAUAUCUGCCAACCGCAGUCGAAUCAAGAAGACAUUGGCGUUUGCGUAGGUGAGUUCGCGUACUCUUUCAAAAUCUCGACUGCCUUUCACUGA